UUCAUAAUAAUAAAGAUCCUAAUUUUGCUCCUACUACUUCUCCUCUAAUUAUUAACACAAUCUUUUUGAUUGUAUCAAUCACUUUAUAAUUUUAAUUUUUCACAAUUAGUUUAAAUAAAUUAUACUCUCUUCAAAAAAACACAAAAUCAAUGACCAAUAAUGAUGAUGAUACAAGCACUCAAACUCUUGAAACUGUCGCUGAAAAAGUCACCGAAAAUGAUAUUCCGACAACAGCGCCACCGCCACAAGACUCCCAUAACACCAAGUCUGAGGCAGCCAUGGAAUCUCUCUCCGCCAUCAUUCCCUCAAUUCCUCCCUCCCAAAACCCCUCUCACUCUCUCCUCCACGACCCACAAAUCUCCGACCAAAUCACCGCCCUCCUCCGCCACCCCUCCUCCGGCACCGGCGACAACAACCUCUGCCGCUGGCUCUACGACACCUUCCAAUCCGGCGAUCCUAAACUCCAACUCGUAGUCAUCCGAUUCGUACCCGUAAUCGCAUGCGCGUACCUCUCACGCGCCACCCUUCGCAGACCACUCGCGGGUUUCGAAGCCAUCUUGCUCGCCCUCUACGCGCACGAAACAACCUCACGCGCCGGCCAGCCGGUGACCGUCAACGUCCCGGACAUGUCCAACCCUAGCCUGUACCACGAGCCGACGUCGCCGACCAAAAACAGCACCAACAACUCCACGUCGCUCCACAUCUCCGUCGUGUCGCCGAGCCUGGAACCCCACCGGACGGUGAGGUCCACGCGCCGGGCGUGGAUCGUGGGAGUGGCUUUGGAGUUAUACUACAGCAAAAUUUACGAGAUGCCUUUGAAUUCUAAGGUUGAGUUUUGUGAGUCGGUUAGAGUGUGGGCCUGUGGUGAGUCGGGACCGAGUCAACUCGGUGAAGAACAGGGGAGGCGUAUUUCGUUACCGUGGGAGCUGUUGCAGCCGAUUAUGAGGGUUUUGGGUCACUGUGUUGUGUAUUGUGGUGGUAGUAAGGACAAUAUGGUAAUUUUUGAUGCUGCUAUGGUUGCUUGUAAGGCUUUGCAUGAAAGAGCCGUACAGGAUAUUAAUCCCAAGGGUAUUUUGGUCACUGAGAGUUUGCUUAGGCUUGGAAAUAGUAGUAUUAUUAGCUUGGAAGAACCAAACGACAAUAAAGACCAAGAAAACGACACGUAUUGUGAUAAAAACGACAAUAAUGGUCAUCUACAGUUGCUUGGUGAUUCUACUGAUGAGGAAGAGGAAGAUGACGAUGAUGAUGAGAGUGAAGAUAUUUGUAGUGAUAUUAAUAAUCACUCUGGACCAAUAACUGGUGAUCUAGAAUAUUGAUGAUGAAGAUUACAAAUUUUUUUUAUUUUAAUAUUUUGAUAUAUAUAUGAUCAAUAAAACAUUUAUGUUUUACCACAUGAUUAUGUUUAAUCAACAUUUAAAAAAUAAAUUAUAGAAAAUUAUAAUGUUGGGAUACAUUUUAUAGAAAAUUUCAUUCUGAGCUUGGUUUGUUGAUGAAUAUGACCACAAGAUCUUGAGAGAUGAGGUUGUUAUUUUCGAAUAAAGCGUUAAGAUUGUUUAUAUAAUUGCUUAUUUUAUUUUUAAGCAAUUAAUCUCAACAUUAAUAUUAACAUUUUAUAUGCUGAAA
Molecule: messenger RNA, 1623 nt
Organism: Cannabis sativa
Lineage: Eukaryota; Viridiplantae; Streptophyta; Magnoliopsida; Rosales; Cannabaceae
Exons: 1
Coding region: 150-1316 (388 amino acids)
Biological process (GO): protein localization to plasma membrane; phosphatidylinositol phosphate biosynthetic process
Cellular component (GO): plasma membrane
Source: RefSeq, a predicted model, not a curated record